AUGCAGAACCAAGAUUGGACUGAUGGAUUCGUCCAAGUAUUAGAAACAGGAACUGCUGACUUCUCCGGUCGAGGCAUUAAUGUGAAUCCGCGUGGAAUUUCAUCUGGGGGACGAUCCGUUGAAGGAGAUAGUCCAGGGCAAUGCCUGAUAUCUAUAUCAAAUUUCAACUUCUAUAAUGCGACUGAUCCAAAAGGAAUGAUGCCCGCAGGAAUCAAUUUAAACAAUAGUUGCAGCUUUAAAGCAAGAGGCAUUCCUUCAGAUCUGAAGAGCGAUCAGUAUUUUGCAAAAAAUUCACAGAACAACCUUUUUGGGAUCUCUGGUCAUGAAGCUUUUCAACCAAGGACAAGAAAAAGACUUCGAACAAUAUUUACAAAUGAGCAAGUCAAUUUGCUCGAGGCAGCCUACAGUCAUAACAAGUAUCCGGAUACGAAUGUUAAAAGAAAGAUUGCCGCUCGGCUAGACCUUCCAGUAGACAGAAUUCAGGUGUGGUUUCAGAAUAAGCGAACUAGAGACCAGAAGCUUCGUCGUAGCAAAGGUGAAAGCAAACAGGAAGAAAAUCCAGAUAACAGCGAAGAGAAAAAGUAA
Molecule: messenger RNA, 585 nt
Organism: Rhopilema esculentum
Lineage: Eukaryota; Metazoa; Cnidaria; Scyphozoa; Rhizostomeae; Rhizostomatidae
Source: RefSeq, a predicted model, not a curated record